Messenger RNA from Pipistrellus kuhlii (Kuhl's pipistrelle), 2012 nucleotides. RefSeq names its product apurinic/apyrimidinic endodeoxyribonuclease 2 (gene APEX2). The transcript has 6 exons. The coding region runs from base 122 to 1645 and encodes 507 amino acids. Gene Ontology annotation, molecular function: DNA binding; double-stranded DNA 3'-5' DNA exonuclease activity; endonuclease activity. The record is from RefSeq and is a predicted model, not a curated record. Gene Ontology annotation, biological process: base-excision repair. Gene Ontology annotation, cellular component: nucleus. Lineage: Eukaryota; Metazoa; Chordata; Mammalia; Chiroptera; Vespertilionidae.
CGCGAGUGAGCUGGGAAGCGGGAGGCCGGAAGGCCGGGCCUGGGGGUUUCACUUGGGGAGCCCGCCGCUCUCCGGUCCCCGGUAGGGCACGGGCGGGGAGGCCUAGCGGUUUGGCGCCACAAUGCUGCGCGUGGUGAGCUGGAACAUUAAUGGGAUCCGGAGCCCUCUGCAAGCGGAGGAGCCCAACUCCACCACCAUGGCCAUGGCGCGCAUUUUGGACAAGCUGGAUGCUGACAUCCUCUGUCUUCAGGAGACUAAAGUUACCAGGGAUGUGCUGACGGAGCCCCUGGCCAUCAUUGAGGGCUAUAACUCCUAUUUCAGCUUCAGCCGCAUCCGGAGUGGCUAUUCCGGUGUAGCCACCUUCUGUAAGGACAGCGCCACCCCACUGGCUGCUGAAGAAGGCCUGAGCGGUCUGCUUGCCCCUCAGAAUGGGGGCGUGGGUUGCUAUGGAAACAUGGAUGAAUUCAGCCAAGAGGAGCUUCGGGCUCUGGAUAACGAGGGCCGGGCCCUCCUCACUCAGCACAAGAUCCGCACGGGGGACGGGAAGGAGAAGAUCUUGACCAUAAUCAACGUGUACUGCCCCCACGCUGACCCUGGGAGGCCUGAGCGGCUGACCUUUAAGAUGCGCUUCUAUCGCUUGCUGCAGAUUCGAGCAGAAGCCCUCCUGGCAGCUGGCAGCCAUGUGAUCAUUCUGGGUGACCUGAACACAGCGCACCGCCCCAUUGACCACUGUGAGGGAGUCAACCUGGAAUGCUUUGAAGAGGACCCAGGACGCAAGUGGUUGGACGGCCUGCUCAGUAAGCUGGAUUGCCAGGGUGGGGCUUUUAUUGAUACCUACCGCUGCUUCCAUCCAAAGCAGGAGAGGGCCUUUACCUGCUGGUCAACAAUCACUGGCGCCCGGCGUGCAAACUAUGGCACCCGGAUUGACUAUGUGCUGGGAGACAGGACUCUGGUUAUAGACACCUUCCGGGACUCCUUCCUGCUGCCUGAGGUGAUGGGCUCAGACCACUGUCCUGUGGGUGCAAUCCUGAGCGUGUCUUCUGUGCCAGCAAAUCAAUGCCCUCCUCUUUGCACCCGCUUCCUCCCUGAGUUUUCAGGCACCCAGCUCAAGAUCCUUAAUUUCCUAGUCCAGCCCAAACAAGAGCCUGUGUCCAAGCAGUCAGUGCUGCAGGUCAGCAGUCAAACCCAGGGACAGAUGCGCCAAAACAAAGCCCAGGUGCGCUCGAUCAGGCCUCGGCCAAGUCGGGCUGGCUCCAGCAGAGGCCAGAAAAAACUGAUCAACUACUUCCAGCCAUCCUCCAGCCGUCUCAAGGCUUCUCCCAAUGUGGAGCUUCCUAACCUGUGUGCCCUUGUGACCCCAAAGAUCCCAGAAGACGAGGUGAUGGGAAAAGGGGUAGAGGGGCAGGCCAAGGAUGCAGAGGCCAAGGAUAAGAAGGAGGUAUGGACGUCAUUCUGGAAGUCUGUGCUGGGAGGUCCCUUACCUCUGCCGCUCUGUGGGGGCCAUGGGGAGCCAUGUGUGAUGCGAACUGUGAAGAAGGCAGGACCCAACCAGGGUCGCCAAUUCUACAUGUGUUCCAGGCCCCGGGGGCCUUCCACUGACCCUUCUUCUCGCUGCAACUUCUUCCUCUGGAGCAGGCCCAGCUGAGCCCACCCAGCCAAGGAGUAUCUGGCCUGGUCAGCCCUGUAUAUGAACUGAGGCCAGCACCUUCCUAAGCUGUCACCUCCUCCCCCAAGGCCUCCUUCCUCACCCCCCUCCUCCUCUACCUUUCUCAGGGAUCCUUCUGUUUCUUCUUUCUCUUAUUCCUCUAAGGCCUCUCUCCUCUCUCUUCCUGACUUGCUCCUCACUGGUGAGCUACUUUUGCCUUAAAUCUGCACCCCAGUCCUCCACCCCAAUUUCCACCUUCCUGUAAGAAAUACACAGGAACCAGUGGCUCCAGGAACUUUGAAGACCCCUUCUUCCCUUGCUAGGAAAUGUAUCAGCCUCAAUAAAGUCUGUGUCUUUGUUUUAGUGC